AUGUCUCUUCUACCGUCACUUCUAGCCCUAGCUGCUGGUCUACAUGAAAGUGUUGGAAAUGUGGACUCUCCACUUGUCUCCCCCGCCCACCCCACAAGACCAUGGUCUGGGACAGCUGCAAGGAAUGUCAAAUACUGGGCUGAUCGAUGCAUUUAUAAGCACAGCUCUUCAAGCCAAAGAACAAUUGAAAAUGGCGUGGUGUGUGGCGAAGAUCUCUUCUACGCUGGUGUUCCUAUAGUAUGGUCAGAGGUAAUCCGAGCGUGGUUUAAGGAGAAAGUGCACUUCGUUUACGGGAAGGGGCCAAAGAAUAAGGAUGCAGUAGUCGGACAUUAGACUCAGCUGGUUUGGUAUAAAUCCUACCUGAUUGCAUGUGCAGUCUCUAAGUGUCAACAUAAGAUAUAUAACUAUUUCUAUGUUUGCUACUACUGUCCCGGGGGUAAUGCUAUUGGAAUUAAUUACUAUACACCUUACAAGCGAGGGCAACCAUGUCACAAUUGUCCUCAGAAUUGUGAUGAUGGACUAUGCACCAAUCCUUUAUAUGAAGAUGUAUACUCCAAUUGUGUCAACAUAAAGAAGAGAUAUACGUGUAAUAAUCCACUAAUGAAACCAUACUGCUCAGCGUGUUCACUGGCCCAGGAUGUUGGCUGGAACGUUGACCACGCCACGGAUAUCUGCUGGCUGCUGCUUGUGCCUCGGCAGCCACCAGGUUAG
Molecule: messenger RNA, 711 nt
Organism: Varanus komodoensis (Komodo dragon)
Lineage: Eukaryota; Metazoa; Chordata; Lepidosauria; Squamata; Varanidae
Product: cysteine-rich secretory protein 1-like
Source: RefSeq, a predicted model, not a curated record